UCCGGUGUCACAAAUAAUCUGGGCCCAAAGCGAAGUUCGAUGCUGGAAAUCCAAUGUCAAUCCAGCAACUAACUGAACCGUUGGCCGAGUGUUUCACCAAGUCUCGACCUUCUUGCGCUCCGCGUCGCCGACGGCUACACAGUGGUUUGCGUUUUCAGUCCUGUUCUCUGGUUGGGUCGCCGAUUCGAUGUCAAGUUUGCAGCUUUCAUUCUGGGUUCGCGGUGGAAAUUGAUUUGGAUGAUAGGAUCAUUCAUUCCGGGGAAAGGUGGGCAAAGAGCUGGUAGUAUCUAUUGAUGGUUGUCAGGGUCUCUCGUUGCCAAUGCUUUCAAUUCAACGCAAUUCAGCAUCGAAACUGCUCUCUAUUUCAUCAGCGAAGGAAAACCGGUAUGACUGCUACUCCCUCGUCUUACUUCGCCUCCAAUUCAACUACUCCUGCGACCUCCAAUUCUGUAACUUUCGCCAGCGUAGACGAUGCCUUGGAUUCAUUUAGUAGGAUGCUCCACAUGAACCCCAGACCUUCGGUUGUGAAAUUUGGUCAGUUGGUAAGUUCUCUUAUGAGAAUGAACGCCUUCCAGGCUGCCUUCUAUGCGUCUAGACAAAUGGAAUUAGCUGGAGUCCCACACAAUCGUUACACGCUUAGCAUGUUGCUUCGUUGUUUCUGUAAAUUGGGUCGAGUAGGUUUUGGUUAUGCAGUUUUCAGCAAAGCUCUGAAAUUCGGUAUUCAAUUCGAUGAUGUGAUGCUCAAUACAUUGAUUGACGGGCUCUGUAAAGUUGGGAAAGUAAUCGAGGCUGCAAGGUUGGUUCAAAACAUGAAGGAGUUUGGCUGUCAACCUGAUGUGGUUAGUUAUAACACAGUCAUUAGCAGCCUAUGUAAGGAUGGAAUGGUAUCGAAGGCUUUUGAUGUUUUUUCCGAGAUGAAGGAUGAGAAGAUUCAACCAGAUGUGUUCAGUUACAAUAGCUUGAUUUAUGGUUUGUGCAUUUCAAGCGGAAUCAAUGAAGCUAUGGAGUAGUUCAAUAAAAUGGUAGAUAGGAAGAUAACGCGUGAUAAAUUCACCUAUAACAUAUUGGUUGAUGCUUUCUGUAAGGAAGGAAAUGUUUUGGGAGCUAAAGUUAUACUCAAAAUGAUGAUUCAAGGUGGAUUGCUUCCGGAUAUCGUCACUUACAGGUCAUUGAUGGAUGGGUAUUGUUUGCGCAAUGAAUUAGAUAAAGCUAG
Messenger RNA from Linum trigynum, 1213 nucleotides. NCBI's taxonomy places the organism in Eukaryota, Viridiplantae, Streptophyta, Magnoliopsida, Malpighiales, Linaceae. The record is from the annotation of a GenBank genome assembly.